AUGCCCUCCUUCGUACCCGACGAAAACUCGCCAAUCUACCAGCGUUCCCCCGCCGUCGUACAUCUCAACCCUGCCGGCCAAUACGGGCAACCAAACGGCAAGGUCGAUGACCACCCGCUUCCUCGUCACUCGCAUUCUCACACCUCAAUCGAGAGCUUCGACGACGAGGGUUCGAGCCAAUCGACACACACUUCCACAGACGACUCGGACAUCAGGACACGCUUGAAUGGGGACAGCCAGCGACGACAUCCCAACAUGACCUCUUCGCUAAAUGGAGGUCUGGAUGGCGAUGUAGAUGGGAUCAAUAGGAAACUAGAUCGGAUGAACUUGAACGGGACCAACAGGGCCGACGGGAGCGACAGGCCGGCCAGACAUGAUAUCACGAAAAGCGGGAAGCCGCAUCCAAACGGCAGGUUCCCCAUCGCCAUACCGGACCGGACAGUCCCGUUGUCGAACUCGGCUCGUCCAACUCCGGACGGUCAAACGACACACGACCAAAAGGGUGCCUUCUCGCGCGGCUCCCCGGGCUCUGCCAACAGCGUUUCAAUUCAUCCAUCACCGACCGAGAUGUCCUUGCGUCCUAUCAACAGGGGAGAUGUUCGCACCGUCGAGAAUGGGGCGGCCACGCCUCCCGCCCAACAGACUCCCAAUGGAUACCCUUUCCCAUCAUCACCGCCAGCUCAGCAGCGCGAUUUGGCACCCAACAGCCCUCCUUCACCGCAUCGUUACUCGUCGCCGCCCUUGUACAACCCUGCAGCACCCAUCUCAGCCUCCACCAGUGCCCUCGCACCGCCACCCGUUCCCGGUAUUAAACAACGUCACACCCUCGACGUUCCCAAACCUUCGGCUCCCCGUGGAUCCAAGGACGGCUUCGAUGGUACUUACGCAACCGGUCGCUUCUCACCAACUGGCGUUGCUGGCGUGCGUAGGGCGUCGCUGAGUCUUGCUAGAAGAAACACACGAUCUCUCCACUCGGAAAUGCCUCGUGACGAAGUUGUUCCCGAUGACGACGCGUUGCGAUGGGCCGAAGUCUACAGGGAGAAACGGGCCAGCAAGAGGAGGAGGAGAGAUGCCGAAGACGACGACCGGGUCUUGGUUGGCACCAAGGUCGACGAGACGCAUGCCAAUUGGGUCACGGCAUACAACAUGCUUACCGGCAUUCGAGUUUCUGUAUCGCGAACAAAUGCCAAGCUUGACCGUCCGUUGACGGACGCUGACUUCCAGGCAAAGCAAAAAUCCACCUUUGACAUCAAAAGAGCCGGAAACGAGAUGAUUCCCUCUGCCAAGUAUGACUUCAAGUUUAAGGAUUACGCGCCUUGGGUUUUCCGACAACUCCGCGCACGCUUCCAGCUGGAUCCAGCAGACUACCUCAUGUCACUGACGGGCAAGUAUAUACUAUCCGAACUUGGUUCCCCCGGCAAGAGCGGCAGUUUCUUCUACUUCUCUCGCGAUUACAAGUACAUCAUCAAGACCAUUCACCAUGCUGAGCACAAGUUCCUUCGCAAGAUCCUUAAGGAUUAUUACGAGCAUGUUACCGAAAACCCCAACACCCUUCUCUCGCAAUUCUACGGUCUGCACCGGGUCAAGAUGCCCGGCCCGUACGGCAAGAAGAUUCACUUUGUCGUCAUGAACAACCUCUUCCCUCCGCACCGGGACAUCCACCAGACCUACGAUUUGAAGGGUUCAACAAUUGGUCGCGACUACAAAGGCGAAGAUCUCGACAAUCCAAAGGCAACUCUAAAAGACCUCAACUGGCUUCGACGAAACCGACAUCUCGAACUCGGACUUCAGAAAAAGAAGCUGUUUUUGGAGCAACUCCAGAAGGAUGUGCGGUUGCUGCAGAGGCUAGAAAUAAUGGAUUACUCUCUGCUCGUUGGUAUCCAUGAUCUUCAGAAAGGGAACGAAGAAAACCUGCGGGACAAGACCCUGCGAGUCUUCAACCCUGGCGGUGACAACUCACGCGAGGACCCCAGCUCCGUCUUGAUGCGUACCCCCUCUAAGUUGGAGAAUGCGCGGAAGGCUAGGGAACUGCGGCAGAUGGUUAAAACCGAGCGGCCAGUCCCUAUGGGAGAGACGAGCAGCCGGAUGCCCGACGAACUUGAGCACAACCAGAGCCGCGCUAGCUUUGUUUUCAACCAGGAUGACGGAGGAUUCCGUGCCACCCAUGAGGACAACACUCCGGCGGACGAGAUCUACUACCUCGGAGUGAUUGACUGCUUGACACACUACGGAAUCAUCAAGAAGCUCGAAACCUUCUGGAAGGGCCUGUCAAGCGAUCGUAAUCAGAUCUCCGCCUUACCUCCUCACGAGUACGGCGAGCGGUUCAUCAACUUUAUUUCCGGCAUCACCAUGUCUUGUGAAGAAGCAAUUCGCCAAGCCCAGGAGCGAGACGCAGAAAUGCAAGCAGAGGCAGCCUUGGCCGAUCAGCAACAGCAGCGAGUGGGUAGCUGGUCUAGCGCACGCAACGGUCGCUCUUCAACAUCAGCACCACCACUCCCUUCGCAUCAACCACCACCUCUACCAUCAGGUGUUCAGUCACCCGAAUCCGAGGCAACUGUGCAGAGGGCGGAGCGCGAGGCGUACACGACUGGCAUAUCAGAAGAGGACGUACCGAGCAAGACGCUCCGCACGACGCUUUCUCCUGGCAGCAUCGAGCGCAGGGACAACAUCGCUAGCCAAGCCAGCAUCUUACCGGUGGUUGAGGAGGCUGCAGAGGGACGGUCAUCCGGCGAACAACAUGCGCGCAACACCCGGGUCAGUAACCUGACUGGUGACAGCGAAUACCGCCCUCUGACGCCUGCCAAAGAUGGCGAGGAGAGACAGGCGGGAUUUGGUAAUCCGCUCCUGAGGGGUCAUGCUCGCGACCACAGAGACUACGGGCCACCACCACCAACACCGCCUAAGACAGGGUAUGGAUACGGAACACCCCAGUCCCUGAAGGACGGCGCUGAUAGCGGGUAUAGCAUUGGUUUCAUGAACGGCAACGGCAACGGCAAAUCCGUCGACCUUAAAAGCUCCAGCGGCUCGCUGAGAUCAAACAAGGGCGGCCACCAGAUCAUCGGUCGGGAAAGCCUGGAUAAGGCCCUACCCCCGCUUCCCUUCGGCGACGCACAGACUCGGCCCCAAGGCGUGUCAUAG
Molecule: messenger RNA, 3138 nt
Organism: Sordaria macrospora k-hell
Lineage: Eukaryota; Fungi; Ascomycota; Sordariomycetes; Sordariales; Sordariaceae
Biological process (GO): phosphatidylinositol phosphate biosynthetic process
Cellular component (GO): plasma membrane
Molecular function (GO): 1-phosphatidylinositol-4-phosphate 5-kinase activity
Source: RefSeq, a predicted model, not a curated record